AUGAUUCUGCCCCCUGGCAUUCGAAAUUUAAGCCACAAUUUCUACCUGGCGUUUCCUCCAUCUAGGGUGCUGUUACUCGAGGCCGUGAGCGAGUGGCUUCGCUCAGAGAAUCCCGAAUGUAGGAUAUUCUCAACUAAAACGGGUGGCGACUGGGCCGCCUUUAUCAACCCGAAGAUUGUUACGCAAGGAGUUAUCAUUGUUCACGAGGCAGCCGCCGAUUCGCUCCGACGGUUCCCUGGGUUGCUCAAGCUGCUUUUGCAUAAGAGCAGUGCAACUUACGUCUUUUGGUGCAUUGGGGAGUCUCUCCAGCUGUCUCCCGCGUACCCAUCCAUUCGGUCUAUGCACAACGAGAUGCCAAAGCUGGGCACAUUUGAGUUGACGAGAUUUUUCCCUCACGGUAACGCAAUUUUAGUUACGCCAAGUUUUCUGGUCUCCGAACCACGCCGUGCCUUCCAACUCUUUCAGUGGUACAAUAGGACCUAUCAAAAGCCUAAUAACAACCAAAAGAUCGUGGCGGCGGCGGGCUUACGCGAGUAUCUGCGGGAUCUUGCGCAUGAGCGGUCCGCCCGCCGGGACGACUUGAUGGCGGAUGGUGACCUAACACGCCAGUGGUCAACGUCGAAGCGCGAGGAUAUAGCACGAAUUGCAGGAUUGAGCAAAGAAGAUUGCACAGCUCGAUUCGAGACAUGGGCGAUAGUGGAAGGCCUCCAGUCGGCUAUAGAGACAAGCAUUGUGCCGGAUGAGCAGGUUGAGGCCAUUGUCUUUGCUGAUGCAUCCAUUGAUGCCAACGACGAGCAAAGCUUGGUGAAUUGGUUCGGCUGUUGGUCCCAAACUCGUUUCGACCAGUUCCGCAAGUUCCACGUUUUAGGAACAGAUGGCACUUCCGACAAUAGCCACCUGAUCAAAGACGGCGAUAUUCCCAUAUAUCCGCCUGGGGCUGGGCGCGAUCGAGGAGCCGAACCAAACCCCGAUGUUGCUUGCCCGCGUCAGACCAUGUUAGGUUCCGACAAUAAUCUUGGACCACAAAGUGGAGGUAGUAAACUUCUUGGAGGCUUGUCUGGCCACCACUUCCUGAGCAAGUUGAAGGCAAUCGCUACUCGCAACGAACGUCCGAAAUUGUGUACAUUUGGGAAGCUCUUCGGCUUUGCUGUCUCCUAUUACGAAGACGUUGCCAACACAGCUGACUCUUAUGGAGACUUCCAUCGCGACUUUUCAACUUUCGACAAGUGGAUGGAGUGGCCCUGGCCGUUCUUCUCAAACUACCAGGAGCAUUUCAAGCAACCUCCGGCACCCUAUCAUCUGCCGCCGACAUUCAACACCUACUUCGCGGUUUUUUACACUCCUGAAGAUGACCAUCCAAGCAAACCACCACCGCGCCAUCCCUGGCUUGCGAUUUGGCGGGUUCGUGAGCCUUAUGCGGCUUGGAAAGGAACUGAGCUUUUUAUUUGGGACAUCGCGGCCAAGGACCGAUGUUCCACAUCGAACGAGGUCUACGAGUCCCAACUCUUGCAGGCGCAGCAGCACCUUAUACAGAUGGUACGGGGGCGAUCUGAAGACAAACAUCGGGGCCUUCCUCUGCUAGAGGUCUGGUAUGGUGGAUUCGAAACAGAGCCUUCGGAGUAUACCUUGCCAGUCGACGUCACGUUCCAUAACUUGGACGUGAUGAUGUCGGACUGCAAGCAAUAUCUUCCAGCGGCUGAUACUUUAUUACUGCGUAGGGGUUUCCGCAAGGUUUGUCCUGGCGACGCGCCCAUUGGGCACGGGCUUCAUGCCACAGACUCUUCAAUGGAUAUUGAUAUGAUUGGCGGCCAUCGAAACCAGGGCGGCGAGAGCAAGAUCAUCUUCUACCCGCCCAGAGCCAUGAAUCCGACAGGACAGAGUAGAUGUGAGAAUUUGUUCUACACCUGGGUGAUGAAUAUCGACAGACAAAAUCCUCGUCCCGCGUGGCCUUAUACGUUCAGACCGACCACCGAGUGGUACCAGCAGCAGGUUGCCGAGAACCGGCAUUUCGAGCACCUCAACGUUGCUACUUGGCAGCGGGUGUUUGAAGUCCUUAGGUUGCCAGUUGAGAAGAGCAAGGCGGAGUCGCAAGAGAGCGGCAAAAAGUGA
This is a messenger RNA of Colletotrichum scovillei, 2109 nucleotides long. Its product is annotated as chromo domain-containing protein. Lineage: Eukaryota; Fungi; Ascomycota; Sordariomycetes; Glomerellales; Glomerellaceae. The record is from RefSeq and is a predicted model, not a curated record. The transcript has a single exon. Bases 1 to 2109 code for a protein of 702 amino acids.